AUGUUAAUGGUCUGCAUGAGCUUGGCCUCAGCAGCCAUGGCCGGUUAUUUACCGGGUUAUGCUUCGAAAUAUGAGACAACGACUUCGAAUUUAAUUGAAAAAACUCCUGGAGGUAUGGUAAGGGCUGAUUCUUCCUCAUCAUCCUCCUCAACCUCCACCACCACCGAAUCCAUGACAGAUGACCCCGGUUUGGUGCAAGAAGUGAUUUCCCAACUACCCGUCACUCUGCCAGCCCUUCUCCCCGAUAUGGACACCCCCAAGCGACGUGUCAUCACCUAUGAUCAACGUCAAGAGGGUCAAUAUAAUAUUCGUGCCGAUUUGGAUAAUUUCAUGUUCCUGCUGAUACCGGCCAGCGCCACGGAUAAUUUGAGUAUUUUCGAUAUCUUAGGAAAAUCUGGUUCGAGGCGAACUCCCCAUUCCUCAUUAAAAUCAUCGAAUAAAAAGAAAUAUUCUCCCAGUAAUUCGGGUCUGAAGUCGGUGGAUGGUGGUUCUUUGAAAUAUCGUCAAGCUAUGAAGAGUUCGGUGGAGUAUUUACCAAGGUCUAGUGAACAUUUAUCACCCUCUUCGAGAGUGGGAGAAUUUAUUGAAGGCCGUACACCAUAUCAUGUGGACAUAUCUGCCCUGCAUGAUGAUGGAGAGGUGCAGUCACGUUUGAAUCCCGAUAGGCAGGUUGAUGUCCUACCACCACCCUCAUAUCCUUUGGCCUAUCAACAUCUGAUGAAACCCUAUUUGGAGGCGGAUUCGACAAUUAUUCAGGCCUUGCCACCGGCAGAAUUGGCAGCCAAUCGGGCUAAUUCAGAACCCCUGUCCAAUCCCGGCUAUUAUCGUUUGGCCCGCUACAUACGAGGUGAUACCUAUUUGGAUUCGAAUCGUUUGGGUGGAAACUCUCCCUCUUCGCAUACGGCUGCCACAGGCCGAAGAAUAUCCCACAUUCCAAUGUACCGAGCCGAUAUGUCAAUGGGUGCCGGACAAUUGUAUCCACCAAUUGAUAUACCCAAUUUUAAUUUACCCUCCACGGCACGCAGUUUCGAUGACACCCCCUCGACAUCAAGUGAAGAAUUGGAAUCGAAACAAACUUUGGAAGGUGGAGAUGGAGAUUUGAAAUAUGAAGAUGUCUAUUUACCCACAAUUCACAUUCGCCCAUUGGAGGAUGAUCUCGAAUUGGAGUUGCACACCGAUGGUCUGAUUGAUGGUGAAGCCAAGGCCCUGCUCAGUGAUGGUAUUGAACGUUGUGCUCCCGGCAAGAGGCGGGAUAGUUAUGGGGUAUGCCGUGAAAUUGAGGGCUACUAAAGAGGA
Messenger RNA from Musca vetustissima, 1296 nucleotides. RefSeq lists its product as uncharacterized. The transcript has 3 exons. The record is from RefSeq and is a predicted model, not a curated record. The coding region runs from base 1 to 1290 and encodes 429 amino acids. Lineage: Eukaryota; Metazoa; Arthropoda; Insecta; Diptera; Muscidae.